AUGGCUCGCUCAAAGUCGAAGACCGCCUCUCGCGCAGAAGACGAUGUUCGAAGUUCCAGUGCAUCGCGUACAGUGUCCAAGAAGAACAAGGGCGCCGCUGGCUUCGCUACGGUGUCUGGCUUUCGUGUCUUGCGCCUAGGAUCUCAAGUGCUGUAUAUCAGAAUCCAUCAAGAGAAGGAUCGUGUCGAAGCGACGACAAGUCAGACACGAACGUUGUUCGUGGUCAAUCUACCUACGGAUACAACUGACCGACACGUCCGGGCUAUCUUUGCAAAAGCCGGGCCCAUCGAAGUUGUGCAAUUCUGGGAUCAGCGUCCCGGCUCUGUCAGCGAGGACGAAGAAGGGAUGGACGUUGGAGGUCCAAGUCAAGAAUUUCAGGAGCAAGCUGGCAGUUUGACAAGCGUAGCGACGUCAUCGGAUGCCGGGAAGCGUAAAGGUGGCAAAAAAUCAUCUGGGCCUCCAGCAAUCGUACCCCUGCCGCCCUCAGACCCUCGACAUCCGCACCGCUUGCACAGGACAUCUGUAUCAGCACAUGUCACUUUUCUCGACGCUUCUUGCGCGCAACGCGCUCUCAGCUUGCCAGACAGCACGGCAUGGCCAGAUGCUUGGGCAGAUAUUCGCAAUGCGCAAAACGCAGCAGCACUGGCUGCGAUGGAUGAUUCGCACCCACAUGGCCAGAAAAAGCGGCCAGGAAGUGCCGGUCAGGCAGCGCUUGAAGCGGGACAGAGCGUGCCUCCUUUGGGUCUAGAGUACUUCAUCUCGCGACACAGGGCCCAGAGGCCUACUCCCGAUGCAAUCACAAAGCACGUCGAUAGUGUCAUCGCCCACUAUACUUGGGUCAAGGAGCACCCGCAGGCCAAAGGCAAGGGAGGCGUGCCUGUAGCUAGCUACGGACCGGACGGAGAGAUGCUUGAUGAGGAUGGCUUCACCAUUGUUCAGAGAGGCGGACGCUUCGGCCGUACUGCGGAAGGAGGUGCGGACGCUUCAGGAUUCAAGAGUGGACCAGCUGCCAGAGGCUCGACUGUACGCGUCGCUAGUAAGUUCAUGACGCAGCAGGAAAAUGGAGCAAGUGGAUCGGGAAAGAAGAAGUCGAAAGAAUUGGAGAAUUUCUACCGCUUUCAAAUUAGGGAGAAGAAGCGCGAACAGCUAGCCUCACUCAGAGAACAAUUUGAGAAGGACAAACUAAAGGUUGAGAAGCUCAAGAAAUCCAGACGAUUCAAUCCUUACUGA
Ceraceosorus bombacis is the source of this 1230-nucleotide messenger RNA. The record is from the annotation of a GenBank genome assembly. NCBI's taxonomy places the organism in Eukaryota, Fungi, Basidiomycota, Exobasidiomycetes, Ceraceosorales, Ceraceosoraceae.